Peromyscus maniculatus bairdii (prairie deer mouse) is the source of this 674-nucleotide messenger RNA. RefSeq names its product leukocyte-associated immunoglobulin-like receptor 2. Gene Ontology annotation, biological process: immune response-regulating signaling pathway. Gene Ontology annotation, cellular component: plasma membrane. NCBI's taxonomy places the organism in Eukaryota, Metazoa, Chordata, Mammalia, Rodentia, Cricetidae. The record is from RefSeq and is a predicted model, not a curated record.
CCCUUCCUUCCUGAUAUAUAUAUAUAUAGUCCCGUAAGUCUACUCUGUCUGACUGAAGGGUCUGUUCUCUUACCACAGGGCAGACACAGAGCAGCCUGAGACACUGGACCAUGUUUCCGUUGCAUUCCAUCUCCAUCCUGGUCCUCAUGAUCUGCCUGGGCCAGCCGACCCACAUGCAGGAUGGGCACCUACCCAGACCCUACAUCUUUACUGAACCAGGCAAUGUGCUACCUAGAGGGAUACCAGUGGUCAUCAUGUGCAAGAGCCCUGUUGGGUUUGAUCGGUUCCGCCUGGAGAAGGAAAAUCUCAGAAUCAUAGAUGUGAUAAACUCCUCUUCUUCUAAGACAGAAGCCAGGUUCUACCUUGGUAGAGUGAGUAAAGACACUGUCGGACACUAUAGAUGUCUCUAUGAGGUAAAGAACACCUGGUCUCCACGCAGUGAGACCUUGGUUCUGGAGGUCAUUCAUGAGGACACCACCCCAGCCUCUGCUACAAUCACAGAAGUUACCCCAGGCUCCACACUCCAGAGUUACAAGGUGUGGAAUGGUGUCUGCAUGGCCCUGGCUGGGGUAAUCUUGCUGGUCCUGGGGGCAAUCAUUGGAGAAGCUUGCUACAGCAAGCAAAAGUCCGCAGAUAGCUUCAGAACCCCAGGAGGACACAACCAAGGGGACUGA